CAAUGUUAAAUAACCUAAUAAUAUCUGAUCAACCUACUGAUUUACAGCGGAUUCAUUUAAGUGUCACGUGCUUCAAAGUUCAAUAACGUAUAUCAAUUGACUUUAUGCAUAUCAGUAUAAAUUUCAUGAGUAUCAUAUGAUACACAAACACUUCUUAUCCUACCUUUUUUCUUGGAAUUUUCGUUUGUGAUGAAAUAUGUUUUAUAAAUAUUGAAUGGCUUUUGCAAAGAUUUGAUGACUAUCGAAUUACAUCUUUCAGAUACAAUGGCAACGAGUUUGUUAAAGCUUGUUGUCUGUGUCUGCUGUUCUAUGUCAGCAAGAUGCAUAGAACAACGUCAGAGUGUCGCCUGGUCCUGUGAAGAAAAUGACUCGUUACACAACAUGAUGCUGUCAAGCGAUGGAUAUCGCUUGUUAACUGCUGGUCAAAGAUAUGUAAAUUACAUUUAUACUAAAAAUAUGGCGUUUAAAUCAAAGAAAUUGUGUAAGACACAAUAUAUGACAUAUAACAAAACGAAAACGGAAACUUGUAUUUCCGUAUGCUGUGAGGAGCUAUAUUGUUACGUGAGCUCUGAAGGCUAUAAAUGCAAAUAUUUUUCAUAUCCUUUUAUUAAAACGAACGGAGUAAAAGCAUUUGUGGCAGUGUAUGAUGAUUUUCUAUUUAUCGGAUGUCCGCAUGUAGAAGGUCAAGAAGAACUUGGGGGCAGAUGCACAAAACCUGGUUUAGCGUGGUAUUUGAACAGUGGGGAAGAGAAAAGUGUGCCAUGGUUUGGAUUUAAAUCGUUCAGAAAAACUCCAGUUUUGACAAACAAGUUCAUUGAUGCUAUGACCGUGGACAACUUUAGAUUAUUUUUCAGUAGUCAAACAGUGAAAGCAACAGGAAGGAGGAGAAGUCGGAUAGCUCAAGUGUGCAAACAUUACAUUCAAGGAGAUAACAAAUAUUCAACACCUUAUACAUAUGCUGAUAUGCAAGUGCAGUGUGGACAAUUAAAGGAAAUAAAAGCAGUAAAAAAAGUCGAAUUAGGAACGGAGACGCUUUUCGUGAUUGUGUUUACGGAAAAAAGUAUAUCGGCCGUUUGCGUUUUCCCAUUUGAGAAAGUAAAAAGAAUGUUUGCUGAAAACAUUAAAGACUGUUACAGGGGAAUUCGUGUAUCAGAAAAUGAGGACUAUAUCGACUUCCAACAGUCAAGUAUCCCAUGCAGCACAUCAACUGCAGAUAAUGAUACAUUCAACAAGCCAGAUGAUUACUUUUUGUGUAACAAGGACAACCUGGCAUUAUAUCAUCAUGUAAUUGGCACCAAGAUUCUGUCCUCGCAGCCGGUCCUCCAGUAUGACGUACAACUAACGGCAGUGACAGUGUCAGUUGUAGACUCCAAAGUAGUUGCCUUUUUCGGCACAGCAGCAAGAGAAAUUUUGAAGGCUGUUGUAUAUCCUUCUGCAUCAGCAGUUCCAAUCAAGCAACCAGCAGUUCGAAAAGUUGGGAGUAUGAUACUACAUGACAUGUACACUUCGAAAUAUCAGAAUUAUAUAUUUGUACUCACUACGAAACAGGUAUUAAAGAUACCCGUGCAGUCGUGCAUAUACUUUUCGUCUUGUGAAGACUGUGUCACUGAUCCACACUGUGAAUGGUGUUUUGCUUAUGAAUAUCACAGGUGUGUGUGGAGAAACAGUUGCCCUACUAAAACAUUGAUAUCAAGCAAUGAACAGUGUCCUCACAUGAAGAAAAUAAUUCCAUCAGCAAUAUCGGACAAGAAAAUUAGUCAGAUAACAGUAGAACUUCAUCCUGCAUGGUUGUUCCAGUUUCGUUAUCGCUGCAUAUUCGUUUAUGGGAAUAGUGUUAAUCUUGAAUACAGUUCGUGUAUACCAGAUAAUACUACAAUACAGUCAAUGCAAAGUAGAAUAAAAGGAAUCCUAAUGGUUAAAGUCAUUGUUCAAUUCCGGAUGGAUGGUUUUCCAGAAUUCCGUGGAUAUUUUAACAUCUACCAAUGCAACUCCAUUGACAGGUGCAGUGAAUGUACAAAUACAGCUUGGAAGUGUAAAUGGUGUCAAUACACUAACCAGUCAAUGUGUAUUGAUAGUGACGAAAGCUGCAACCCGAGUGGUAUUGCUGUAAAGGCAGAUGAUUGUCCACGUAUCACAAACUAUAAAAUCGUCUCGGAUGGUGGCAUUGUGCGAGACGCAAGUGGGAUGGUCUACCUUUCUCGACUCAGAAACUAUGAAAUAAAUAUCAAAGUCACGAAUGUACCAAAAUCAGGGUCUGAGUCCUACAUAUGCCAGAUUGAAUCAGAUACGCAAACGUUAUGGCUUAACAGUUCACAGUUCAACGAAAAUGGCAGCGUCACUUGUAGAAUUACUAAGGAGGAAAUGACAACCCUACCAUAUUCUGUAAGUAAGCGCGAGGCAGCCUUACAGUUGGUGUCGGGUGUUUCUCCAAUAGAUGGUAACAAAAUGCCAGUGAUAAUUUAUGCCUGCGAAAAUCUUGUCCAGCCCUCCGGAAACUGUGGACAGUGCAAAAGUUUUGAAAGGUACCAACCACAUUUACACUGCAAUUGGAAUGGGACUCAUUGCAGUGACAAAGUAAUUACAAAUGAUACAACAGAAUGCGGAUAUCCAGAAAUCAAUAAGGUAUACCCACUAUCUGCAUAUGCAAAAGCCACUACUUUGGUAGAAAUAGGCGGUUUUAAUCUUGGCUCAUCCUACAACGAUACAGUGAAUGCUGUUUCAAUAGCUGGUAAACCAUGUGCUUCAAUACCAAGUCGCUACGAACCAGGAGUAAAAAUAUGGUGUGAACUGGCCCCAGAAUCCAAUGUCACAGAGAAAAGUGGAGUGGUGGCUGUUACUUUGGCAAACAAUUCAACAGGACAGUAUUCGGAACUGUUUUAUCAUUUGGUCCCAGUGGUAACUUCUAUAGAACCAGCGUUUGGCCCAAUGUCUGGUGGUACACCUGUUUCAAUAAAUGGAAGACACUUAAAUAUUGGAAGAAAAACCACAGUUAGAAUAGGUCCCAAGGAAUGCGUUCUGACCACGAGAAAUUUACCAAAUCAACUUAUAUGCAAGACUAAAGAUAUGAUUCUGUAUGAAACUACGCCAUUUAAAGUAGUGGUAGAGAUAGACGGCGCAAAAGUUCUAGGAAAUAUGAGUUCGAAGUACAGUUAUUACGAAGACCCAUUCAUCAGAAAGAUACACCCUUUGACAAGUUUCAGGAGUGGAGGAAGAACAUUGACGGUGGAGGGGAUAAAUUUGAAUGUAGUAGGAAAACCGAAGAUUUAUGCAGUCGUUGGUAUUUGGAAAAAAAUAGCUUAUUCAGAGAUAAAAUCUGAGAUGCAGACUUGCACGAAAGUUGGCAAACCUGACAAUACUGUUUUAAACUGCCCUUCCCCUUUAUUCCCGAAUGAGGAUGCCAUUACAGAAGAAGAUGGUUCGUCCGCAAGGUUGGGAUUUGAGAUGGACGAUGUGUUAUCUGUUACCGCAUACAACCUUCCCAGUAACAUAGCAACUAUUCAGUACUUUCCUGAUCCUGUAUUAACAAACUUCACUGAGGUCUUGGUCUACAACGAAGGGCGCAUAGCUAUUAAGGGUAAGCUUAAUCGUCACAUGCUGGCAGAGAGAGACUAUGUGAAAGUAUACAUUGGAUGUGAGUUGUGUAGUGACAUCUUAACAUCUUUAAAAGGAAUUGGAUGUGAACCUCCAGUUAACAAGCCUGUUUGUUGGAAAGGGGGAAAGCAGCCAUUACCUAUAGAUGUAGAGAUUGGUUACUUCCGACAAAGAGUAGGAUUUCUUGCUUACAAAGAAGACACUACUACUCCAUCAAUAACAACAGCUGCAGACACUUCUACUCAACCAAUAUCAAAAGAUGCAGAGAUUACAGCAGCUAUUUUCACGACAUCAGAUGAUCCAAAUAACAUGAUUACGGUAGUGAUUGUACUAGCGGUGCUUAUAGCUGCUAUAAUAGCAAUAGGAAUAAUUAGUCUAGUUUUUUAUCGGAGGCACAGAAAUAGGCGUGAUGGCGAACUUAACACACAUGUGCUGUAUAGGAGAAAUGAAACCACAAAAUCAAACGUCAACAGAAAUACGUCUGCAGUUUCACACAUCUCUAGAAGAGCAACUACUGUAAUAUACGAUGUUAUUGCUGACGCCGAUGAUGUCAAUGAAUAUCAUGAGCUAUCAGGAGAAGAUCUCACAUACACGCAAGCGGAUGAGUAUAUCGAUCCACAUCCAUAUCAUAAAAUUGAUAGUACAGUAGGUAAGUCGGCAAUAAAAAACGAUACACCCGCCGAUGAUGUCAAUGGAUAUCUUGAGCUAUCUGGAGAAGAUCUAACAUACACGCAAGCGGAUGAGUAUAUCGAUCCAUAUCCAUAUCAUAACAUUGACGGUACAGUAGAUCAGUCGGCAAUAAAAAACGAUACACCUGUGAGUGACGAACCAGAAAAUAUGGAUUUGCAACAAUUAGAGAAAAGCAGCAGAUCAGAUGUCCCUGGAUUCCAGGAGAAAGUCGAUAAGCUUCAGAAUGACGCUAACGACGGAAAAGUAAACCCGGCAGAGAAUCAAGAGAGUUCCAAAGACGCGACUGGAGAAUCUAAAUCUACUGAAAAGGAUGAUUGGAAAAUUGAUGACUAUACACCUAACGUCGAUGGAGGAUAUAUACACCCAGUAUGGAGCCAGGAAUUGCGGGAAAGUAAACGCAAAAUUAUGCUUGAGACACCGAGAUCGAGUUACGUACUAGGAAAAUCGGUGGAAACAUCCAAGGAAGGGUUAGCCUCGGGACAAGGGCAUACUGUGGACAAUGAUGACGGAUUUAUUAAUGCAAGUGGAGGCCAGGAAAAGGAUCUCGAACUAGUAAAACAGGGAGAGAAAUCUGAAUCAGCAGAUCUAAAGUACAAGGAAAACGAAAAGGAAACAACACUGGAGGAAAUAACACCAGAACAAGGGAAUGCUGAUUUACCGUAGACCAAAUGACAUAGACUUAAGACUGGAAGAAAGUAAAUGUAUGGAGAACAUCUUAAUAAACAAAAGUUUUUGUAAUAGCUUCACACGCCAGUAUUAUGCUGGAUAUUUCUUUUAUUUCUUUUAGUUUUUUUUUUCUUGUUAUGUAUUUAAAGCUUGUGCUAAGAUUUUAUAGAAUAUGUCAUUGAUAGUUUAAUAUCUUUGUUAUUGCUCAAACUUUAUAUUAUAUCAAAGAAACAAAUUUCUAACAAGUGAAAUACAUAGACUCUAAUUACUUUUUGUAAUGAACUAAGAUCACUCGGUUUUGGAAACGUGAUUAUCUUUCUUUCUGUUUUUGAAAUUUUGAUUUUCCAAAGCGAAACAUCAUUGCCACAAAUCUAGAUUUCAAAUUUAUGUUAAAAUCUAAAACCUAUUUGGUGAACGGGUUCAGAUUGAAUAAACGUUUUGAAACAGAUGUAAAAAGAAUUAGAAGUAAAUUAAGGUUUGCCUCUCGUACAUGCCUAUUGCUGGCUAAAUAGACACAAAUAUAAUGCUUAUUGCUACAUAUGUGGUGGAACAUAAUAUUCAAAUUUCACUGAAGUAAGAAGAAACGAAUAUUCAUGUAGACUACCUAAUUCUCCCAAGACAGAAGUCAUAAUAGAUUAUUUCAAAUGAUAUAUGGAAGCUACAUAAUGAGCAGAUUGGAAUACAGUUGACCACCUGUAUUUUAUUUUUUACUGAAAAGACUCAAAGCAUAGCCGAAAACCAAUUAAUGAUUUUUAGUCACAUAGACAAAUUGCUAUAUCGAUUAAAAGUUGUUUCAUCCAAAUGAUCAGUUUUGAUGUGCAAUAAUCAUAUGAAAUGGCCAGUAAUUCUAAUGUUAUUUAAUUCUAACACAGUAUCGGGCUUUUCAAUAAAUAAUCAGCACAUUUUCUUGUGAAAAACGGCUGAAAGUAAUAUUUGCUACUAUAUGAAGUGUAAUUAUGGUAUUUUUGUGGUCCAUUAUUUGUGAAUAUUUCCAGUAUGAUUAUAAUAAUUGGUUUGUCUUUGUCAUUCAUUUUGUAGAUAUUCUCAGUAUAAUUACAAUUUUUGUGAUGAUAUAAAAUACAUUGUAAAUAUAAACUGAUAAAUUGAAAAAGCAAAAAAAAAAAAAAAAAAAAUAAAAAAAAAUAAAAAAAAUAAUAAAUUUAAAAAGAUUAAAAAAGAAUUAUAAAAAAUAGAAAAUAAGAAAAGAAUAAUUUGAAUUAAUUUUCUGUGUGUCUGUAUUUUGAUCGAAAACUUGAUUUUAUUCGGCGAUGUUUACUUACAAGCACUUUUUAUUAUUGUCCCCAACUUGUAAUACAAAUCCAUCAUUUUGCUUUUCGCCUUUUCAUUUAAAAUACACAUUCCAGUUUCAUUUUGGAAAAAUUGUUGUUGUGCUCUUAUAUAUUCAUAUAUUUUUAUCAUUUUAUUUUAUUGAUAAUGUUUCGCCCAUGCAUAUAAACGGGCUUCGCUGAUGAAUGUUCUGGUUGAUAUUAUUCUUAAAUACUUGAUAAUGUAAAUAUGGGUUUUAUAUUUGUGUCAUGCAUGCUUUCUAAUUCAAGUAUAAAUUGUGAAAGCUCAAAAGUUGUUUUUCUUAUUUAAAUAAUUUCAAAUUAAUUUACUUUUAAUUUGCUAAAUUAAGCAUAAAAUCUUGAAACCUCUUUAGACGGAAGUGACUUAUAAGUAUCUGCAUGUACUAUUAUACUACCGUUUAUAUAUAAGCGUUAUUAUUUUUGUUGUGCUCUGUAUCAGUUUGGAUAUUACCGCAAACAUUUCUCGCUAUCUAACUUUUCCUUUUAUCUUUUGUAAUAUUCAGAAAAUACUGUCAUUUUUGAAGUCUUACAAUGUAUUCAGACCUAUAUUUCUUUCAAAACAACCGUCUAAAACGGUUAGAAAUUGACACACUUAAUUACAUAUUUUCAGAUGUAGACGUUGUAUUACAGCUGUAAAACCCAUGCAAAAUAGUCAAAACAUAGUUAAUUAGAUACAGCUGUAAAACUGGUUACUGCGCAACAAGAAUGAAACUCUACAACUAUGAAAUAAUACAUAAGUAUUAAAAUGGUAUUGUGUUAAAUGAAAGCACAGUUAUAAAGAAGUAAGAAUAAUAUUUCACUUUAUGAAGCAACACUGACUACAGAAUGAGCAUUUCGAAAUGCGACUGGCUCAGUGUAAAAUAUUUUUGUUCGACUAAUGUCUGUCCUGGAAAAGGAUCAGAGCAUAUUCGAAUGCAAAUUUUGGAUAAACAACAAGUUCAGUCACAUAGACAUAUUGCUAUAUGAAUUAAAUGUUGUGUUCUGGCAUUUGAAUUUCCUGCAAUUGAUCAUUUUUGACGUGCAAUUAUCAUAGGAAAUGGUCAGGAAUUUUAAUAUUAUGUAAUUUUAACACAUAAACAGACUUUCCAAUAAAUAAGUAGCGAAUAUUCUUCAGCGAAAAACGGUUGAAAACCAUAUCCGCUACUAUUUUAGAUGUAACUAUGUCUUUUAGUGUAGCUUUUGCAUUAACUGGGAAUAUUUACAGUGUAAUUAUGAUAAUUGGGUCUUUAUCACUUAUGAGGGGUAUUUUCAGUACAGUUAGGAUUUUUGAAUGUGUGAAAUAACUAUAUAUUGAAAAAGAAAACAUUUAGUGUAAAUAUUAUACUUUUAUCCUUGUAACAAAAUAUCUUGUACAUAUUCUUAUCUUUUCUUUUUUAGACAUGAAAGCUUAAGUUAUAAUAUGAAUUCAUUUUGAAUUCAUUGAUGUGUUUCAUUGGUUUUCUGUGUAUGUGUAUUUUGAUCGAAAACUUGAUUUUAUUUAAAUAUGUGAAAGGGUACACAUGCAUGAGAUAUAUCAUUUAUUUUCAUUAUUUCCCUUUUAUAACUUUCAGUAUCUUGUUAUUUCUCCCAUGUCUGCCUAGUGAUGAGCAAUUCCGACCAAUCUUUGUCAGUUCUUAUAUGUAGCAGUUGUUUACCAACAUAUUUAUGUUUACACAUUAAACAUUUUCUGACCAACGUUUAUAAAACUUAGUCAAAGCACUUAGUGCUAAAACAAUUCGGAAUUAUAAUCAGCGAAUAUUCUUUAGCGAGAAACGGUUGAAAAACAUAUCCGCUAUUAUAUUCCCAGUAUAAUUAGGACGAUUGGGUCCUUAUCACUUACUGCAUGUGGGGGUGGGGGGGGGGGGGGUAUUUUCAGUAUAUUUAUGAUUUUUGCAUAUAUUUUUGCAUUUAGUGUAAAUAAUUUUUAUCCUUCUAACAACAUAUCCAGACAGAUAGCUUGUACAUUUCCAUAGCAUUUCAUUUUGUAAGAUUAGACAUAAUAUUAUUAGAUUAUAAUUUGAAUUAAUUUUUGAAUUAAUUGAUGUGUUUCCUUAGUUUUCUGUGUAUUUUGAUCGAAACUUGAUUUUAUGUAAAUAUUUGAAAAGGAAUACAUGCAAUAACAAAUAUCAAUUAUUUUUAUUAUUUCCCCUUUGUAACUUUCAAUAUCUUGUAAUUUCGCCCAUGAAAGCGCUUAGUGCAAAAAAAAUUCGGAAUGAUCAUCAACAAAUAUUCUUCGAAAUAUUCCCAGUAUAAUUAUGAUUAUUGGAUCUUCAUUACUUAUUUGAGGUGAGGGUGGGUGUGUAUUUUCAGUAGAGUUAUUAUUUUUGCAUGUAUGAAAUAAACAUAAAUUGAAAAAAAAUCAAUUAGGCAAGUGUAAAUAUUUUUUAUCCUUGUAACAUUUGUAUGUAGAUAGAUAGCUUGAACAUGUUCAUAUAAUUUAAUUUUGAAAAAUUGGGCACUUAAAACCAUAAUUUGAAUUAAUUUUGAAAAUAUUGAUGUAUUUCUUAAUUUUCAGUGUGUAUGUAUUUUGAUCGAAAACUUGAUUUCAUGUAAAUAUUUGAAAAUGUACACAUGCAAUAACAUAAUUAUAUCAGUCAUUUUCAUUAUUUCUCCUUUGUAAUUUUCAUUUUCUUGUAAUUUCGCCCAUGAUGAGCGAUUCCGAAUAACCUUUAUCAGUCCUUAGCAGUUGUUUGUCAGCGUGUUUUAUGCUUACAUAAUAAACAUUUUCUGACCAAUCAUCAUGAAACUUAGUCAAAGCGCUUACUGCAAAAAAAUGGAAUGAUAAUCAGCAAAUAUUCUUUAGCAAGAAACGGUUUGCCAAAAAUAAAAGUCGGAAUGACGGAAAAAGUCAUAAUAAUUGAACUCUCAUAACUUAAUAGUGCAUUAUCAUAGAAGCUAUACCGAUUUUCUAUUGAUUAAGGCGUAUUCGAUAAACGGCUGAAUACUCCGAAAACGUUAUUUGUUAUAACUCACUUAUUGUAAAUACAUUGAAGACAACACGAUCUUGCAAUACUCUGGCACUGAAUGAAACAGAAUUAUUAAUUACACAUUGUUACUAAUUAAAAGCAUCAUUUCCCUAGCAAAUAUUAAGCCAUUUACCUUAAAAGUAAUGAACCCAAGAAUUGGCUCUUAAAUUAGUCAGUUUCAUCUAGUGUUCAAUGUACAACAAAUGCAUAUUAGAUCUUCAUAUAAUAUAAACAAAGCUUUCAGUCUCAUAUAAUUUUGAUCACGAGAAAAAAAUGUUGCACUUAAAUUACAAAAAAGAGAUGUUUUACUUAUUUUGAAAUUUACAAUGUACUUGACUUCUUUCGAGUAAUCGUAAAACAAUCUCGUCGGUCAGUUAAUGCAAAUGUCUUUUAACUAUUUUUUCUUUGUCAUUAUUAAUGAAAUUGUAGUGAUUAAUUCCUUUAUAAUUAAACUUACGUUUAUUACUGCAGCGUAUGCAGUGUAUGCAACCACUAUACUGGACCUACCGUAUUCCAAGUUUAUCAGAUAAAGUUAUACGAUCAAAGUUUAAAACCCUUAAUGCUUAACUUAUAUUCCUGUUUUGAAAGUUAAAGCGAUUAAACUUGAACAAUUUCCACAUUUCUUUAAUGGUAAUGUUCAUAUAUCUGAUAACUGUCGUUGCAAUUUUGUGCACAUACAUUGAAACCUUACGUGAUAAGUCUGAAUUGUCUAGUGCAAUCAUUACUUUAUUCUUAGAUGUAACCAUCUGCAGACCUAAGAGUAAAUUCUUCAUUGUCCAAUGUUUACUUACAAUCUUUUUUAUAAUUGUCCAUAGUUUGCAUUUCGCUGUUUACUUUAUACAUAUUCCUCUUUCAUUUUGGAAUGGUUUAUUUGUUUUGUUUUUCAUAUUUAUAUACAUGUAUUUUCAUUAUCAUAACUAUAUUAAUAUAGUUGAGCUUAUGCAUAUAAACAUGCUACCGCUUGCGAAUGUUCUGAUUGUUCUUUUCUUAAAUACUCGAGAAUAUACAUGAGGUUUAUUUUUAGCCAUCCAUGAUACAAAUUUUGAGUGCCCAAAAACGCUCUUUCUUAGGGAAGUUCUGCACGUUCUGAUUGAAUUUUUUCUACAAUGUAGAAUUUGAUUAAACUGUGAAUUUUCAAAACUUCGAAAUAUACUAAGAAAAUUCAGCAAAUAAAAAAGAUAGGGUCGUGUGCUUGACUUUUUGCUAGACUGAUUUGAAAAAGUUCCUUGUGCCUUUUAGAUAUUUGGCCAUUAUUAAAGUAAACCGUUAAUGUUAAGACAUCAUUUUGAAUUAGAAUUACUUAACGUGUCAGAUGUGCUAAUUUUAUAUUUGAACUUUAGGAAGAUAGUAACAGUGCCAUUCUAACAAGUUUACUCACAGGUUACCUUAAAUUCCUAAACUGAUUUUCAUUCCCGUACGCCGAAUCCGGCCUUUAUUCUACGUUUUCCGGAUAAAUGACGUUACGCCAUCACUUCCGAUUUAUCAAACGUGCAGAACUAUCUUCAGUCAUUUUAAAUUGUAUUAUCUAAAUAAAAUAUAUUAUCUUGAAACCUCUUUGGAUGGAAGUAACUAGUAACUACAUGUGUAUCUGAAUCCACUAUUAUUAAAUAGAUAUAAGUUUCAUUUUUUGUACUCUAUAAAUUUAGAUAUUCGUACAAACUUUUUUCUUGAUUUGUAAAAUGCAGAAAUUACUAUCCUUUAUGAAGUUAAAAUGUUAUUUCCUUUGAAGUAUACAAAUGACAUUGUGUUAAAAGAAAACAGAGUUAAGCUAAAAGAAGGAACUUUAUGAAACAACGAUAGCUACCAAUGCACAAGUAAACAAAGAUCUAUUCAGAUGUUGAUAGUUUCUUAAGCUGCAUUUAAGUGUAAAAUUUAUACGCAUUUAACUUGCGUCUAUAAAUCUAUAUUACUGUAUUUUUGAGACAAUGAAGUCUUAUUCCUGUAACUGCCAUCACUUUUCACGUAGUAUACAGGUCAUUCAUGGAACUAUAAACAUACGUAUUUUAAUGUUCAGAUAGAAUAGAUGAAUUAUAUUUAAUUGUAUACCAUUCGACAUAUAUGUGGCUUAUCAUGUAUACACCGUAAAACAUAUAAUUAUAAUUCAAAUUUAUAUUAUUCGAAAUAUGAAAUAAUUAAUGACAGGUACAUUUACAAUAUAUGUUCAACAUAACUGGAAGCCGAAUCACAUUUAGAUUUCAAGGAUUUUGAAACCAGGGAUAAACAUUACGAAAUGUCUUGCGCCAUGAUUUUUGGGUCCAAAUGCGGCGUUACGUCAUUCGAGAAAAUAGAGAUUAAAGUUACUUCAGUUCAACACGUUUUUGCGUUAGUAAAUGUAUUUUUUUCAUUGAUACUCUCGACUGGCAUGUUAAAUGAACGAAGAGUUGAACAGUACUUAUCUAGCACGUAUUUUACAAUUUGUAAAUGUAGAAGGUGGGGAAAAUGAAACUACCAAAAAAUAGUUUUACGAUUUUUUAAUAUUUAUACCAUAUGUAGGUUUUAAAAAAAAUACUUUUAUUCAUAUCAACUGUUUUGUCCGUUAUUGUUUUUCAAAAUUAUACCGGAAUUAGAAAAAUAGUUAAAAUGACACUAAUGCCAGUUAUACUGUAAUAUAAUCUAAGUCUGUUAGGAAGCAAACUUUUUCAAACGGUUAUGCCUCAUUAUUAGUAGUUCAAUUCAGAUCUGUAUGAAAGAGAGUUUGUAAUAGUGUUUAGGUCAUAUUUAUUUAGUGACUGACAGGAACACAGACUGACUGUUGUAUCACCUUUUUGUCAGUUAAAAUCUCCUUUUCUUAUUCAUGUCAAACACACAUUAUAAACUACAAAACAUAUUAGGAUGUUUGUUUGUACUUUGUAUGAAAAUGAUUCUCAAAAGAUUUUUUAUAUAAAAAUUUUAUUCAGUUCAUUUGACCAUGAUUGGUGGAUUUCACCCUUGAUUACUGUUCUUUGUAAGUAACCGACGACUUCCAAACAUGAAAUGAAUAUCCUUUAAACCAUUUUAUUAAGAGGACUUUUACAUUUAAAUAUGAAAGUAGACAGUUUUUAUGUAAAUACAUAUUUGGAAAAACACUUUAAAACAUUCAAAUUGUAAAUCGAUAGAAACAUUAGUUUUUGUAGGAAAAAUAGAUCAUUGUUGCCAUGUUUACGAGUCAACGAUCAGUAUAACAUCUGAAAUUUUAGCAAAAUCAUAGUUUAUGAUACUUCUAACAAAUACAUCUUCUUGCCUGAUUAUUUUUCGAACAGAUACAAAGAAGUGUGCCAAUGAAUUAGGUUUUCUUAACAACUAGCUUAAUAUUCUAAUUUUGUCAUACUAUCUAACUUAAUAUCCAAUGAAAAGAUUGUCAUAAGACUUGUGUGUGAUCUCUGUCUGUACACUAGAAAAGGUUAAAAUUUGGCGUUACACAUGUGUUGCUUUGAAAACGGUUUUUAGUAAGCAAUAUUGGUGUUAAAAUUAAAGAAAAGGAAAGAGAAAAAGAAAUAUCACUAACCGCAUGUUGUGUUUAUUAUAGCAAUUCGUAUUUUGACUUAAUACUGUUUUAAGAAGGAGACUUCAUUAAGAUACUCUGCCUAUAUUUUGAUACAGUUAAACGAAAACAUGGUGUCCAAAAAGUGAUGAUUUGUAAAUUCGGCAAAUUUGUACACGGAACAUGUCAGUCUGUCAAAGUACCUAAAAAAUCCCAUUUUCGACAAAAUCGUAUUUGGACCUAAAAUCUCAUGCCCCGUCACAAAUUUCAGUUGAGUAAAUUUUAGAUAAACAUUUCUUAUACAUGUUUUUACGGGAGUUAAUCACACAUAUAUCCGAUUGCUAUGUCAAAUAUAUAAAUAUAUGCUCUUCUUGUAAGCUACCUAUCAUCACAAAUGUAUUCCGUUAUUAUGUCAAAUAUCAAGAUGCAUGCUUAUUUUGUUAAUUAACUGUCAUCACUCAUGUGUUACAAUGUCAUGUCGUAAUCUGCUUGACAAAGCUUUUUUAAAUUCAUGAUACAAAAUUUCCACGGAGUGCAUAUCGUCACAUGAUUUAUGAAACGUUUGAGAUAGGAAAGGAAUUGAUAAGUUCAACAGCAACACUAUUAUCGACCAUGAUUCUGUGAAAAUUCGAAUAUCAUAACUUGCUGUCACACUGAAUAGCAUAUUUCUCGGGCCCCAGCUAUGUGAUUGUUAGGACACGAAAGUGUUAUUCCUACAAUUAAUGACACUUUGACAAUUGAACACGUGCACUGAAGUUAUGAACUUGGAAACAUAUCUGUUAAUAUUUGUUUCACCUUUAAAGGAUCAGAUAAAAAUGUAAUUUUUGUGCAAGAAGAAAACAUUACGUUCCUAUAUAUACCUGUAGAUACUAUUGUCUCAUUCGUUUGUCAGCUACAAAUGCUUUAUGUUGAUAUAUAUGAAUUCUGUAAUGCAACACUAGUCAAGGGAAAUAAACCCAAUCCCAAAAUACAAACAUUGCAGAAAUGCAUACUGCCCUAGUGUUGAGGCUUCCUGUUUCGCAUAUCAAGAAAGGCAUUUACUACAUUAAUAAGAAAGAUUAUAAACCCGAUAUAUAGAUUUCAGUACAAUAAUGUUUAUAACAAGGAUGGUGUUGUAAUUUCUCACCUCUUAUCGUAUUCAGUCCAUAAUAUUAUACUGUUACUGUUAAUUAUGAACAAUUUUCGGUGGAUUUUACGGAAGGACAAGUCAAAACAAGUAGAUUAGGCAACAUCAAUAAACAUCACAUAUCUCGGGACAUCCGUAUCCAGUGGACACAUUUCUAAUUUAAUUUUACCUUGCUUAUCAUGAAUCAGCAACAUGCGACGUUAGGACAAUUAGCCCAACAAAUUUCACCCUAACUUGAAGUUGUUUGUUAUAGAUGGUAUGCCGUGAUAUGUGUACUAUAGUAUGCUCUUGUGACAUUUAUAACCGUCUCAGGUCAUUUACAUUUAAACUUAGGUCAGGCUAAAUCGUUGAAAAUAUUGGAUGCACGCUAAACAAACUAUGUAAGUCAACACUAAGAAUUAUUAUACCUACAAGACUGUAUUUAUUCUUGUUCUUUAUAGAUUUCGGUCCGGAAUUUUAUAUAUAUUUACCUUUUAAGUAAAAGUGGAUUUUGUUCAAAAUUAGGUGAUAGUUACAGAUCUUUCAUUCUCGGUUAUGUAAAAAUUAGCACGAUAAACGGGUCUCUGAUAAUUUCUUUUGUAAAAAAGCUUUGUCGACAGGUGCAAAUAUAUACUUGUUUCUUCCAUUAGUUUUAACAGAAUGAUUAUGAGUUACUGUUUGUGUGUUUUACUUAAUUCCUCACAUCUCUUUUCAUAAUCGAAUAGUAUAUGUUGAAUAUAUAUUAAGAUGGUGUCAAUUUUUCAGCCAUGAAUGAACACUGAUAUCGGUCGAAUUGGCUAAAUCAGUAAGGAGUUGCCAGUAUAAUUAUACAAUCAUAUCAUAGGAAGUUAAUUUUGGCAUAGAAAAUCCUUUAUUGUCCGAAAUGAAUCAAAAUUUUGCCAACUUUACCAUCUAAUGUCUUCGACAAUUAGAGUAGUAUUGAGAAAAUAUAACUAAAUUAAUUGAUAAAGUUACAUACACACAUAACUUGUUAAAGGUCUCGAUUUUAUAAUUCAAAAAUGUUAAAGAAUUGAACAUUCUACACGAAUAACAUGUUUUAAUAGCAUUUUUAAGGACAAUUGUUUAUACCUAUUAUAAUACUUUUAUAAAUGUAUUUCUGAGCUAAUAUUAUUUGACAGUUUAAAGCCUCUGGCCUCCAGGUUGAACGACAUCAAAAAGAAGAGAAAACUUUUAAGCUAUCUAGAAAUUAAUGCUAUAUUACUUAUGAAUGCUUUGAAACUUAAUUUCUUACAGACUAAAUGCUAUUGAAACACAUGGGAAUUUAUUUUUUUUUAACUAAUCUUUACGUUGAAAAUUGAAAAGCAUUUGUUACGUGUUACUCGGAGUAAACUGCCUUAAUCAUAAAUAGCUAUGUUUAACGAUCGUAUAAGACAAAUUCCUCCGUGGUAUAUUGGUCAGGACCGCGGGAAAGAUUUUAAUACCGCGUCGGCCCGGGUUGUAUUCCUUACUCGGGCCUUUUUUUAGCUCACCAGAGCACAAAGUGCUCAAGGAGAGCUAUUGUGACCAGUCAAUGUCCGGCAUUUGCCAUGUGAACAUUCGAAGGGCCACAGAUGGGACCCAGUUGUUAUAAAACUUUGUCCGAAUGUUUGUCUUGAUACUUUCUAGGUCAAGUUUGAAUCUGGGUCAUGUGGGGUCAAACACUAGGUCACCCAGUCAAAUCAAAGGAAAAAUUUGUGAACACCUUAGAUGCCACAAUUUUGACUAAAUCAAUAUGAAACUUGGUCAGAAUGUUUGUCUUUAUGAUUUCUGGGUUAAGUUUGAAUCUGGAACAUAUGGAUCAAAAACUAGGUCGCUAGAUCAAAGGGAAAUCUUGUCAACACUUUAGAGACCAAAAUUUAUGUUUGAAACACAUGAGAAUUAAUCAGAAUAUUUGUCUUGAUAAUCUAUAUACUAUGUUCGAAUCUGGGUUAUAUGGUGUCAAAAACUAGGUCACCCGGUCAAGUCAAAAGAAAGGCUUGUGAACACUCUAGAGGCGACAGUUGUGACUCAGUCUUCUUGAAAUUUGGUCAGCAUAUUUGUCUUGGUGAUCUCUAGAUAAAGUUUUAAUUUGGGUCAUGUGAGGUCAAGAACUAAGUCAGUAUGCAAGGAAAAGCUUGUGAACACUCUACAGGCCACAGUUGUGAUCCAGUAUUUAUGAAAGUUGGCCAGAAUGUUUAUCUUGACGAUUUCUAAGUCAGGUUUAAAACUGGGUCAUGGUGGGGUCAAAAACUAGGUCAUAGGCCAGAUCAAAGGUAAAGCUUGUGAACACUCUAAAGGCCACAGUUGAGACUCAAUCUUUUUUUUAAACUUGGUCAGAAUAUUUGUCUUGCUAAUCUCUAGGUAAAGUUUGAAUCUGGGUCAUUUGGGGUCAAAAACUAGGUCACAGGUUCAAAUCAAAGGAAAAACAUGUAAACACUCUAAAGGCAACAGUUGUGACUCAAUCUAUAUGAAUCUUUGUCAGAAUGUUUGUCUUGAUGAUCUUUAGGUUAAAUUCGAAACUGGGUCAAAUGGAGCCAAGACUAGGUCAGUAGGCCAGAUCAACUCUAGUGAGCGAUAUAGGGUCAUCAUGGUCCUCUGGUUUCUUGUUUUACUUUUUCCAGAUAGUUUAACAACAGAUCUCAUAUUCUAAUGUUCAUAAUAUGAUCAAACUUACAUUUUAAAGAAAAUCUGGAGGUCGGUGCCUUUAAGCAAUAAGUAAAACUGACUUUUAUUUGAGAUUUUUACACUAUACCAGGGUUAUCCACAGGCCCUUUCUACCGGGCGCUCCUUCCGGUUAAAAUAUCUUAUUGCUCGGCUAUAACAAUUUCGGUAAACAUAUUGACAUAUACACAUCAUAUCACUAGUAAACUUAAACAGUCGAUAAUUUCCUGUUUUGAUCAUGCCCUGGGGCAAAAUAUAAAAUGUGUUAAAAUCGUGGAACGUGUUAACGGACACUGUGACAACAGUCGGCUCAAUUUACCGCCAACUGUCAGUUGUACUUGAAUGGUCGUGCACGACAAUUUUUUGCAAACCACAUUUUACCGCCAACUGUCAAAUUGUACUUAAAUGUUCUUGCACGACAAUUUUUUUUAAACCACAUUUUAUGUUGAGGGAAAACACAACGCGUUCAAAUCCUUGUAUAUAGCAAACAAAGUUUUAUAUUGAUUAUAUCAAUUUUGACAUCUUUCAAAACGAAAUCUAUCAGCAGAUAUUGACAAAUCUUUUGAAAUCAAACCAAUGCAGAGCCUGUUGAACCAUUUGUAUCGUCUGUUCCGUAAUUAGCAAGUAGUAGCUAGGCCAUUUCAAUUGAAAUACUUGCAAAACGUACAAAAAUACAACCGCUAUUUGCGAAAAUCGGUAAAAUUUGUAACCGAAACUUUAGGGUAUUUCGGACGACACAUAUUCAGAUAAAAUCAAUACACAGUGUCAGAAAAGGUAAAACGCUGUAAUUAUUAGACAAAUUACUUUCACUUCAAAUAUUCUUUCAUGAAAUAAGCUUCAGAUUCAAUUAAAACACGAAACACAGAAUUAUUAAUUGGUGUGUUUGACACUGUCAAAUAGAUUGACAUUGUUUCCAUUGUUGGGAUUAAAAUCUAAUUAAUGCAAGAAAAUUCUCAAAACAUCUUUUCUGUUAUUUCAAACGUCAGAGAAAAUCAACUAGAAAAUAUAAGAUAAAGAUUCUUGCAUUUAUUAUCUAAGCUACCGUAGAUAAAUUUAAAUCUUUUACAUUUUCACAAGGUGUUUCAUAUCAUUCUAAUAUUUUAACAUCUCAAUUUACAUUAAUGAAUAAUAUGCUUAUUACGAUAUACAGCUAAGAAGUACCCGACCAUAAUUCCGCAGAGCCUGGCUUUAACAAAAUCUUGGUGAUAACCCUGUUGUACAUAAUUAGCAUGAUAUUAAGAUGUAACGUAUCAUUGUUUUUUGAAUCAGUCAUUGUCUGACAGUUUACUAAUACAAAUAUAGGAACUUACAAAUGAAAGUAUUAUUUUACGUUUAGCCACUGAUAUCAAUCUGGAGAUGUGCCCGUUUGAUUUAUCUUUUGAAAAUCAAUGUUGAAUACUUACAUGUGCCAUAACACAUAAUACAGUGUAGCCGUUAUAUUUAUAUAAGUGUAAUAAAAUAUUAUCUUUA
Messenger RNA from Mercenaria mercenaria, 17874 nucleotides. Its product is annotated as plexin-2-like. Gene Ontology annotation, cellular component: semaphorin receptor complex. The record is from RefSeq and is a predicted model, not a curated record. Gene Ontology annotation, biological process: regulation of cell migration; regulation of GTPase activity; regulation of cell shape. The transcript is spliced from 28 exons. Lineage: Eukaryota; Metazoa; Mollusca; Bivalvia; Venerida; Veneridae. The coding region runs from base 235 to 4944 and encodes 1569 amino acids. Gene Ontology annotation, molecular function: semaphorin receptor activity; protein binding.